Molecule: messenger RNA, 3069 nt
Organism: Ictidomys tridecemlineatus (thirteen-lined ground squirrel)
Lineage: Eukaryota; Metazoa; Chordata; Mammalia; Rodentia; Sciuridae
Gene: Atg4d
Product: autophagy related 4D cysteine peptidase
Biological process (GO): protein delipidation; protein processing; C-terminal protein lipidation
Cellular component (GO): cytoplasm
Molecular function (GO): protein-phosphatidylethanolamide deconjugating activity; cysteine-type endopeptidase activity
Source: RefSeq, a predicted model, not a curated record
GAGCGGCCGGGUUACGCCCGCCUCCAUCCGGGGGCCUGAGCCGCUAAAAUGGCGAUGGCCGUAUCGGUGGCGGCAGCUCGCGCUGCUCCCGGGAGCCCGGGGCUAGGGGCCGAGUAGUCCCUUCCCCGGAGCCUGCGUCCUGGCCGCGGGGCGUCCUGGGCCGCGGCGGCCGCAGCCCCCACCCGGAUCCUCGGUCUGCCCUCCUGGCGCGUCCAUGAACUCGGUGUCGCCGGCCGCCGCGCAGUACCGGAGCGGGAGCCCGGAGGACGCGCGCCGGCCCGAGGGCCGCAGGCCGAGGGUUCCUCGAGUCCCGGACCCCAACGGCCUGGGGCCCUCCGGAGCCAGCGGUCCCACUCUUGCCUCUCCUGGAGCUGCCCCAGUUGAGCCGGACGAAGUGGACAAGUUCAAGGCCAAGUUUCUGACUGCCUGGAACAACGUCAAAUAUGGUUGGGCGGUUAAAAGCCGGACCAGCUUUAGCAAGAUCUCCAGCAUUCACCUCUGUGGCCGCCGCUACCGUUUUGAGGGUGAAGGUGACAUCCAACGUUUCCAGCGAGACUUUAUGUCACGCCUGUGGCUCACUUACCGAAGGGACUUUCCACCCCUGGCGGGGGGCUGCCUGACCUCCGAUUGUGGCUGGGGAUGCAUGUUGCGCAGUGGCCAGAUGAUGCUGGCCCAGGGCCUGCUACUGCAUUUCCUCCCCAGAGACUGGAGAUGGGCCGAGGGCACAGGCUUGCUUCCCCCUGAGCUGUCAGGGGUGGCCUCUCCCAGCCGGUACCGUGGGCCUGCCCGCUGGAUGUCCCCUCACUGGGCUCAGGGCACCCCUGAGCUGGAACAGGAACGUCGGCACCGGCAGAUUGUGUCCUGGUUUGCUGACCACCCCCAGGCCCCUUUCGGUCUACAUCGGCUGGUGGAGCUGGGACAGAGCUCAGGCAAGAAGGCGGGUGACUGGUAUGGGCCAUCGCUGGUGGCACACAUCCUCAGGAAAGCUGUGGAGAGCUGCUCAGAGGUCACCCGCCUGGUAGUGUAUGUUUCUCAGGACUGCACAGUUUAUAAGGCGGACGUGGCACGCCUGAUGGCCAGGUCGGACCCUACAGCUGAGUGGAAGUCUGUGGUCAUCCUGGUGCCUGUGCGACUGGGUGGUGAGACGCUCAACCCAGUGUACGUGCCCUGCGUAAAGGAGCUACUGCGGUCAGAACUGUGCUUAGGCAUCAUGGGGGGCAAGCCACGACACUCACUGUACUUCAUCGGCUACCAGGAUGACUUCCUGCUCUACCUGGACCCCCACUACUGCCAGCCAACAGUGGAUGUCAGCCAGGCUGAUUUUCCCCUGGAGUCUUUCCAUUGUACCUCACCCCGCAAGAUGGCCUUCGCCAAGAUGGACCCUAGCUGUACCGUGGGGUUCUAUGCUGGAGACAGGAAGGAGUUUGAGAAGCUCUGCUCGGAGCUGACCAGGGUUCUCAGCUCCUCUUCAGCCACAGAACGGUACCCCAUGUUCACCCUGGCGGAGGGCCACGCUCAGGACCACAGCCUGGAUGACCUCUGCUCCCAGCUUUCCCAGCCAGCCACUCUGCGCCCCCCUCGCACAGGGCGCCUCCUCAAGGCCAAAAGGCCAAGCUCCGAGGACUUUGUGUUUUUAUAAUGGGAUGGGGGGGAAAGAUGCAAUACUAUUUAUUUUUUUAUUUAUGUCAUCUUGGAUAUGGGAUCUAGAACUCUGGUGAUAGGAUCCCCAUUCUCACCCCCUCCACAAACCCGGCUGAGACCUGUCUAGGACUCUGCAGGGCUGGGGCUGUUCUAGCAGUGGAUGAGCCCCAGGCAGCCUGCCUCCUGCCAGCUGGGUCCUCCUCACAGGCAGGGAGCGAGGGAGGACUCCCGGGCACUCACUCAGGGCCUGACUCAAGUACUGUAGUUUGCACUGGACCAGCUGUGCCCCUCAUUUUCUCAAAGCCCCCUUCUAAGGGAACUUUGGCUGCUGGGGGAUAAUAAAGCUGCUGAACUUGAAUGUGGAAAUGGCUGGGCUUAGCAUUCAUUGCAAGGGGAUGUGGGGUCCAAGGUUGUUCAAGGUGAGGUUUCUAAGCCACUUGAGGAAGUUAAGCCAACCUCAGUUUCAUCAUCUUUUAAGAGAGGAUGAUGCAUUUGCCUGCAGGUAGACAUGAGGUUCUCCAGAGCAGGUACAUAGCACAGGUUGGCAAGAGGGAAGACCUGGCCCAGGGAAGGAGCCCACCAGCCUCUGCCUGCUCCAUGAUCUUUAGGGGCAGCUUUUGGGCCCACGCUGUUUCCUUAGUUGCUUGCUCAGCUGGCGGAAGUGCAGCCUUUUGGGGUUGAGGCCAAAGGCCUGAAGUCUCUGACGGCUGAACUCAUGGCCACCAAGUGUCACAGUGGGGCCCAAUAGCCGUGCCUUCUUGUUCCUCUUCCGUCUUUGGGGGGCUGGCUUUUCAGUGGGUGAAACAGACACCUCUUCUUCCUGUGCUGGGGGGCUCUCUGCCUGGGGCUGAUUCCUACAGGCCCCAUCAGGCACUGGCAGCUGCCCCUGUGGGCUAGCUUUGUCUCUCUCUGGCUUCCUUGUGGAUUCUGUGGACAUCUGCGUCUGUGUCCUAUAGGCAAAAAGUCAGGGAUCAGGCCAGGCCAGUCAUGACCUGCUCCUGAGCACCACCCCCCCCUCCCCCAGCCACAGCCCCAUUUUAUAGAUAGGAAGAAGCAUCUACAGAGAUUCAGGCCCUGCCUGGGGUUCAAACCUGGGCCUGAUGUAAAAGUCAAGUUUUUCUUACUGAACACUAAGGAUGGACUAUGAUGUAGCUGAGUGUGAUGGCACAUACCUAUAACUCCAUAUUCUAGGAAGGCUAAGACAGGAGCAUCUCAAGUUCAAGGAUAGCCUGGACAAUUCGGCAAUAUGCUCUCUAAAUAAAGGGCUGGGGAUGUGGCUCAGUGGUACAGUGGUUGCCUAACUGUGUGAAACCCUGAGCUCAAUUCCCCAUGUUGAAAAAAAAAAUUUUAAAUGAACUAUGAGCUUCUACUACCCCUGUUUAUAUACUGGGAAAUAAUGAACAUCAUAAAGUUGUUGAUGGACGCUUA